AUGUUUUCCCUCAAAGUACAGUCCUUGCUCUUAGCUCUCUCGGCCACCUCUUUCGCCAGCCCGGACUGCAAAAUCUCACCUGCAGAUUCCGCUUGGCCCUCUUAUGAUGAGUGGGGUGCGUUGAAUCACUCGAUUGGGGGAGUCCUGAUCAAGACUGCCCCUGUCGCCUCGUCUUGCUAUUCAGGAAACCCGUUUGGUUCGCCCCAGAAUUGUACGGACGUGCAGAGUAAAUGGUCAUAUGCAGCAUUCCACGCAUCCGUGCCAGAGAGUAUCGAUUUUCCAAUCUACACGAACAAUUCCUGCGUUCCUGAUGGAGCCACCGGCUAUACGGAGGGAAAAGGCUGCAGCAUCGGUGGCCUGCCACAAUAUAUUGUGAAUGCCACGACAGAACACCACAUCGCCAUGGCGAUGAGAUGGGCCUCGCAAAGAAAUAUUCGAAUCGUGGUGAAGGGAACCGGACAUGAUCUCAGUGGUCGGUCAACCGGAGCGUUCGCACUUUCUAUCUGGACGCACAAUCUCAAGCACAUCAAACAUGAUAAUGCCUGGCUCUUACCCGGUCGCAACGAGACAGCGGACGUUUUAUUCUGCGGUAGCGGAAACAACUGGGGAAACGUCUACACUGCAGCCCAUCGCUUCAAUAGAAGUGCCGUCGGCGGUGAAGAUUCUACUGUAGGACUCGGGGGCUUGAUCCAGAACGGUGGUCAUGGAUAUCUAUCCAGCCACUAUGGACUUGCAUCAGACCAGGUAUAUCAAGCCACUGUGGUCACAACUGAUGGUCGAAUUCUUGUCGCAAACAGCGUGCAGAAUCAAGACCUCUUUUGGGCCAUUCGUGGUGGCGGUGGCGGCCAAUAUGGUGUGGUGACGGAAUUUGUUUUGAAGACACAUCCCGUUCCAGAAAAUGUUGUCAAGGGGAGCCUUGUGUUCUAUGCGACCGAAGACUCUGGUAAAAGUGUGAAUGCCUCCUGGAGCGCCUUGACCGAGGUUGUUUCUCUCAUCCCGGAUCUAAUGGAUGAUGGCUUGCUCGGUAACUUUACAGCAUACACCAAAACAAACUCAUUGGCGCUUGGCUUCAGCGAGGCACCACCGGGCGUCUCAGCAGUCAUCGGGCUUAUCGGUUACAAUAAAACAACAGACCACAUGAACAAUAUUGUCAGCAACCUAGCAAACCGUAUCAACACCAUUGGCUCUGCUCGCUACCUGAACAUUUCAGUUGAACAAGCGACAACCCAAAGCUACUGGUCCUUUGUCUAUCCAGACGCUUCCCUCAGCCACACUGCCGGUGCUGUCAGUUUGAUGACCAGCCGGCUAAUGGGCCGUAGGGAGCUAUCAGAUAUCCCUCGGGAGCAAUUGACCACAUACCUCAAAGAGGCCCUACAAGCUGAGGAUGAGGAAACCGGGACAAUGUUGUUGUUUGGCUUGCAAGGAGGUCGCGGGACUGCUAGUGUCCCAGAGGACAUGCGCGGCAGCGUUCUUCCUGCUUGGCGCAGCGCAUAUGCUCAUGUUUUCACCUUGGGCGCAUCAGUCAACGCCACGGGUGACCCAAGCGAAUCCCUAAGGGCUGGUGCCGACUGGUAUGAAGCCGUUAAGGAGCCUCUCUGGGCAAAAUGGGCACCUGACACCGGGUCCUACAUGAACGAAGGCAACCCCUUUUGUAGCGCAUGGAAGAAGGAUUUCUAUGGUGAAAAUUACGACAAGCUUCUUUCGAUCAAGCGCAAGUAUGAUCCCUCUGAGAGUUUGUUUGUCUGGACUGGUGUCGGGAGUGACUUCUGGAACUAUGACUUGCAGACUGGUCUGCUCUGCCGAGUGGCACCGGGAACAGUGGAAGAACCCCUUUGA
Molecule: messenger RNA, 1836 nt
Organism: Penicillium cosmopolitanum
Lineage: Eukaryota; Fungi; Ascomycota; Eurotiomycetes; Eurotiales; Aspergillaceae
Product: FAD-binding oxidoreductase
Exons: 2
Coding region: 1-1836 (611 amino acids)
Molecular function (GO): oxidoreductase activity; FAD binding
Source: RefSeq, a predicted model, not a curated record